AUGCAAAAGUGCCGCGCCGUGCAGAGCGCCUUGAGCUCCAAGGCCGCCCUCCCACUAUCGACUCCGGUUCGAGCUCAACCUCAUAUCCAGCGCAGGAACAUACAGGAUGUCUUCAUUACUCGAACCGGAUCUCCAAUUAUCAAGGUGCAGGGUGGACGGUAUGUACUGGUGGGCUCCGGCGUGGCGUCAAUGGCAAGUGGGAAGCCGGACAUAUUGCUAACGUUGACAUUACCAACAGGCCACACCGCUACCGUUUUUGGCGCAACAGGCUUCUUGGGACGUUACAUUGUGAACAGGCUGGCUCGCCAGGGAUGCACUGUUAUCGUACCAUACCGAGAGGAGAUGACAAAACGUCACCUGAAAGUGACCGGUGACCUGGGAAGAGUUGUUUUCAUGGAAUAUGACCUUCGUAACACCCAAUCGAUCGAGGAGAGCGUACGCCAUUCCGAUAUCGUUUACAACUUGAUCGGCCGAAACUAUCCCACCAAGAACUUCUCUUAUGAAGAUAUCCAUGUCGAAGGUACUGAACGCAUUGUCGAAUCGGUCGCGAAAUAUGACGUUGACCGAUAUGUUCAUGUUUCCUCGUAUAACGCGAGCCUCGACUCUCCCUCUGAAUUCUUCAGGACUAAGGCCCAGGGUGAAAAUGUUGCAAGAUCCAUUUUCCCAGAGACUACCAUUGUGAGGCCGGCCCCAAUGUUCGGGUUUGAGGAUAGACUUCUGCAUAGGCUUGCCGGAGUAACGAAUAUCUUUACAUCGAAUCACAUGCAGGAAAGAUACUGGCCAGUCCAUGCCAUUGACGUUGGCCGAGCCCUCGAGCUCAUGCUAAUGGAAGAAUGGACUACUGCUCAAACCUUUGAGCUCUACGGCCCAAAGAACUACUCCACCAAGGAAAUUUCCGAGCUCGUUGACCGUGAAAUAAUCAAGAAGCGCCGACACGUCAAUAUUCCAAAGACCAUCAUGAAGCCCGCUGCCUACUGGCUGAACAAGCUGCUUUGGUGGCCAAUUACCUCUGCGGACGAAGUGGAAAGAGAAUUCAUUGACCAGCACAUCGACCCAACAGCUAAAACCUUCAAGGAUCUGGGCAUUGAACCAACUGACCUCAGCACUCUCACAUUCCAUUACUUGCUUGGGUACAGGAGUUCCCAGUAUGCGGAUCUACCACCGGCCACCGAGCGCGAGCUUAAGGAGGAGAGGAAAUACCUCCAUGUUCUGGACUCCCAAUAA
Microsporum canis CBS 113480 is the source of this 1224-nucleotide messenger RNA. RefSeq names its product NADH-ubiquinone oxidoreductase 40 kDa subunit. The transcript is spliced from 7 exons. Gene Ontology annotation, molecular function: protein-containing complex binding. The coding region runs from base 1 to 1224 and encodes 407 amino acids. Gene Ontology annotation, cellular component: mitochondrion. The record is from RefSeq and is a predicted model, not a curated record. Lineage: Eukaryota; Fungi; Ascomycota; Eurotiomycetes; Onygenales; Arthrodermataceae.